AUGGGACCAGAUGGCAUCCCUGUUUGGGUUCUUAAAGAAAACGCGGAUAUUUUACCUCAACCCAUUGCGGACAUUAUAAAUAAAUCAUACAGCGAGACACAUCUCCCAUUAUCCUGGAAGUCCGCUGAUAUUGUAUCUAUCCCGAAGGAAAAACCAGUGCGUGACGUAAAUGACUAUGUUGUGUACUGUUUUGUCAAACCAGCUGUACUUAAAAAAGAAGAUCCCAAUCAGUACGGAACGAUUCCUAAUUCAAGCACCAUGCCCUC
Molecule: messenger RNA, 266 nt
Organism: Paramuricea clavata
Lineage: Eukaryota; Metazoa; Cnidaria; Anthozoa; Malacalcyonacea; Plexauridae
Source: the annotation of a GenBank genome assembly